AUGUCUUUACUUUUCGGAGUUUAUGACUGGUGGAAAAACUCGUCCAUCCACUCACGACCCCCAACUUGGACAACCGACAGUCAUCAACAUCACGUCUUCACAUCCCAAGAAAAAACGGAGCGCGCCAAACGCCGCCCCAGAACUCAAGCACCUGCCAUUGAUACAGCAAAGCCAUGUGUUUUCAAUAUUUCCGUAUGCACGAGAACGGAAACAGACGAUGUGUAUAUCCCCGGUCGACAAGUCGAGUACUUUGUCCAAAAGAAACCACUUCUACAUCGCGUUUUGAGCCACCGAGUCUUGGGCAAAAAUGACCGGCUUUCGAGAUGGGAAUUUCCAUCAAAUUUCGGCCACUGGAGCCGGAAACUCUCCCGGCUUUUUGGUACGUAAGUAACAACAGUGGCGUUAAAAAUUAACAGCUAACAGCUUCGGAACAAUGGCAUACGGCCAGUUGA
This is a messenger RNA of Hymenoscyphus albidus, 452 nucleotides long. The record is from the annotation of a GenBank genome assembly. NCBI's taxonomy places the organism in Eukaryota, Fungi, Ascomycota, Leotiomycetes, Helotiales, Helotiaceae.